AUGAUGGUCAAGUGGUGGAGGGUGAAUAGCACCAUUGAGCAACUCCUUGCAGCCAACCUCACACCCUCAGAGACUGCGUCCAACUUCGCUGCCUGCGGUAUGCACUCGGCCCUCGAGAUUCAGACAGUAACGACAGAGAAGAAGAAGAAGAAGAAGAAGAAGAAGAAGAAGAAGAAGAAGAAGAAGAAGAAGAAGAAGAAGAAGAAGAAGAAGGAAAAGGAAAAGAGAAAAGAGAAAAAGAAAAGAAAGUGA
This is a messenger RNA of Parascedosporium putredinis, 252 nucleotides long. NCBI's taxonomy places the organism in Eukaryota, Fungi, Ascomycota, Sordariomycetes, Microascales, Microascaceae. The record is from the annotation of a GenBank genome assembly.